Daucus carota subsp. sativus is the source of this 1426-nucleotide messenger RNA. Its product is annotated as syntaxin-132. The transcript is spliced from 13 exons. Gene Ontology annotation, molecular function: SNAP receptor activity; SNARE binding. Gene Ontology annotation, cellular component: endomembrane system; plasma membrane; SNARE complex. Gene Ontology annotation, biological process: intracellular protein transport; vesicle fusion; exocytosis. NCBI's taxonomy places the organism in Eukaryota, Viridiplantae, Streptophyta, Magnoliopsida, Apiales, Apiaceae. Bases 181 to 1104 code for a protein of 307 amino acids. The record is from RefSeq and is a predicted model, not a curated record.
AAACACGGCAGAUGAAACACACAACUUAAAUGUAUUAACAAAAGUAAAACAACUGUUAGUAGGCUGUAAUGAAAUUUCAAUAAUCGAGGACCCCAUUAGCUUUUCUUGUUUCCUUUCUUUUCUUCAACACUUUUACUCUCUCUCUCUACUCUCUCUCUCCACAGGUGAUUUUUGAUCAAGAUGAACGACCUUCUUUCAGAUUUCGUCACCGAUUCCAGGAGUAAACCUUCCAGAGAUGCUGAUAUUGAGAUGGGCACUCGGCUUCCAGAGAGUAACUCAGAUAUGGGAAUGGAAGCAUUUAACAAACAGAUACAAGAGGUGGAUAGGCUAGUAGAUAAGGUUGCUGGAUUACUUCAGAAACUUAAGGAUGCUAAUGAGGAGUCAAAGUCUGUCACAAAAGCAUCUUCCAUGAAAGGAAUCAGGAAGCGGAUGGAAAAAGAUGUUGAUGAGGUCGGGAAACUUGCACGGAAUGUAAAAGCAAAAAUAGAAGCAUUAAAUAAGGAGAACUUGGCCAAUCGGCAAAAACCUGGUUGCGGAAAGGGUACAGGAGUUGACCGAUCGAGGACAACCAUGACAAAUGCUUUGACCAAGAAGUUCAGAGAUAUAAUGAUAGAGUUUCAGACAUUGAGACAAAGGAUUGAUGAUGAGUAUCGUGAGGUCGUGGAAAGAAGAGUAAUAACAGUUACUGGAACCAGACCAGAUGAAGAGACGAUUAGCAACCUUAUAGAAACUGGCAAUAGUGAACAAAUAUUCCAGAAUGCUAUGCAAGAAAUGGGACGCGGACAGGUGCUAAAUACAUUAGAAGAAAUCCAGGAGAGACAUGAUGCUGUGAGGGAAAUCGAGAAAAAGCUUCUUGACCUGCAUCAGAUUUAUCUUGAUAUGGCGGUCCUGGUUGAGGCCCAAGGAGAUCUGUUAGAUAACAUUGAAAGCCAGGUCUCGAAUGCAGUCGACCAUGUCCAAUCAGGGACAACUGCACUUCAGAAAGCAAAGAAACUUCAGAGGAACUCUCGAAAAUGGAUGUGCAUUGCCAUCAUUAUUCUUUUAAUAAUAAUCACAAUUAUAGUUGUUGGAGUGCUCAAACCUUGGAAGAAAAACGGUGCUUGAGUCUUCGGUCCCCCCUCUUUAAGUUUCUCGGUCUACGUGUGCGCUAGCCUUAUAGUGAGUCGGAAAAUAGUUUACCAUUGGAUAUAUACGCACAUCAUUAAGUCUUCCCGUCAUAUUUAACUGCAACUAUUUUACGAUUUCUUUGGUAUAUGACCGCAUUAUGAUUUUUUAUGAUUUUAUUUUAUUUUUUGCGUGUAAAGUUUGAUAAUUUUCGUGGUCUUUCUGGUGUUGGUGUUGGUGUUCGAGUCUGAACACAAAAACAAAGAAACCAGUACAUUAUUGUGGAUAUUAUUGAGUUUUAAUACUAGCAAUUUUCUGUUUA